CGCUAGUCUUUCCAACCGCUUUUCUUUUCAACUACUGAGCGCCCGCUCUCUCCCGCGAACGCGGCCCGUGACACCUAAAUGCGGCUCCUACUUGCCUUCAUCCCACCAGAGCCUGAGGAUGGGGGACUUGGAAGUGCUACUGCCCGGAGAGGCCGAGGCCCUGGUGCAGGCCCUGCAGAGCUUCCCCCUGUGGGAGAUGGGAUCCCAGGGGUGGUGUCGACAGCAUGAACAGCUGGAGAAACUGAAUAUGCAGGCCAUCCUGGAUGCCUCAGCCUGCCAGGGAGAGCCCAUCCAGGAGCUGCUGGUCAGCCACAGCAAGAUCCCGACUCUUAUUGAGGAACUGAUCUCUGUGGAGAUGUGGAAGCAGAAGGUGUUUCCUGUGCUGUGCAAGCUAGAAGAUUUCAAGCCUCAUAACACCUUUCCUAUUUACAUGGUGAUACAUCAUGAAGCCUCCAUCAUCAACCUUCUGGAGACUGUCUUCUUCCACAAGGAAGUGUGUGAUUCAGCUGAGGACUACAUUUUGGAUUUGGUUGACUAUUGUCACCGAAAACUGACACUCCUGGUGGCCCAAAACAACUCUGUAGGCUACCCGGUGUCUUCUGAAGGAGACUUUGAGCUUUCACCUUUGCAGGAGCUGCAGAAGCAGGCCCAAACGAUGGAGUUUGAGAUCUCUCUGAAAGCCCUUUCCGUGCUGCGCUACAUCACGGACAAUGUGGACAGCUUGUCUCUGAGCACCAUAACCCGGAUGCUGAGCACCCACAAUCUGCCCUGUGUCUUGGUGGAGCUGCUGGAGAACAGCCCCUGGUAUCACCAGGAAGAAGGCCAGCUGAAGAGGUUUGAGGGGGGCAGGUGGCAAAUAGUGACUGCCAGGGACUUCCAGAAGCUGACCAAGGUCGACGGUCAGGUGUGGAUUGCCCUGUACAACCUGCUGCUCAGCCCGGAAUGCCAGUCCAAGUAUAACCUCACUGGCUUCAACAAGAACCAGCUCCUUAAGCUCCGGGCCUUGCUCUCUGAUGUCCUGCUGGACCAGAUACCCAACCUGGUGGAGCUACAGCGCUUCCUGAGCCACCUGGCAGUCACUGAGCCCCUCUCUCCCAAGAAGGACUUGGUGAUGGAGCAGGUCCCAGAAAUCUGGAGCCGGCUGGAGAAGAAAAAUGGGGGGAAAUGGCACGCCAUUGCAAAGUACCAGCUGAAGCACAUCUUCAGCCCCUCUGAGCAGGACCUUCGUCUGCAGGCCAGAAGAUGGGCAGAGACCUACAAACUGGAUGUGAUGGAGGCACUGAAUCCUGAGAAGCCCAAGUGUGCCUCCUGCAACGCCGAGGCCUCCAAGCGAUGCUCUCGGUGCCAGAACGAGUGGUACUGCAAGAGGGAAUGUCAGGUGAAACACUGGCAGAAGCACCGAAAAGCUUGUGAUUUAAUGGCCAAGGGGAUGGGCAGUGUGAAGGAAGAGGUCAAAGCAUAACCGCAGCUGCUGCUGGUUUCCCCUUGUGGUAUCCCAUCGUGCCAAGCCCCCACCCACCCAAGGCCCCAGAGUGCCCCACUAUGCUUGCUAUGUGCCCCUCCCUCCCACCCCCACAUCCAUUAGCAUCUGCUCAGACUGCUCCACAGGCUCCCAUCUCAGGCAGCAGCCCUGCUUGCUCUUUCCCCUGCCCGGUCUGAAUCCCUGGUAACCCAUUCGUUGUCUGCUAGCCCCGCAGCUCCCAGCUUGGGCCUCGGCUCUCGAGACAGCCCAGAAUCCAUGAGACUAGACCAGAGGAUGGGUCCUCUGACUCCUGGGAGCAGGCAGGGCGCUGCAGGCUCCUUCUUGCCCCGGGGGAGAGGGAGGGGGGAUUUUAGGGGGAGUGAGUGCUCAUAGGCGCCCAGAGAAGGGAGGGAGGGAGGGAGGACGGUUUCUGAGACUUCCCUCCGCUUUCUGAGAGUCUGUGGCAAGACAGUGCGGAUGUGGGGUACCUUCUUCCUUUCUGUAAAGCACAGUAAAUGGUUUCUUUUA
Molecule: messenger RNA, 1990 nt
Organism: Sarcophilus harrisii (Tasmanian devil)
Lineage: Eukaryota; Metazoa; Chordata; Mammalia; Dasyuromorphia; Dasyuridae
Gene: ZMYND10
Product: zinc finger MYND-type containing 10
Exons: 12
Coding region: 119-1462 (447 amino acids)
Biological process (GO): motile cilium assembly; inner dynein arm assembly; outer dynein arm assembly
Cellular component (GO): cytoplasm; centriolar satellite
Source: RefSeq, a predicted model, not a curated record